Messenger RNA from Anguilla rostrata (American eel), 1720 nucleotides. RefSeq names its product Fas apoptotic inhibitory molecule a (gene faima). Bases 365 to 907 code for a protein of 180 amino acids. Gene Ontology annotation, biological process: positive regulation of neurogenesis; negative regulation of extrinsic apoptotic signaling pathway via death domain receptors; canonical NF-kappaB signal transduction. The transcript is spliced from 5 exons. The record is from RefSeq and is a predicted model, not a curated record. NCBI's taxonomy places the organism in Eukaryota, Metazoa, Chordata, Actinopteri, Anguilliformes, Anguillidae.
CGAGAUUUUUUUUAACGUAGUGUUAAGUCGUCGUUGGGCUCGAUCCUCUUCAAAAAUAUUAAUAAUCAACAACUCUGUGAGUGGUCCAAAACAAACUUUGGUUUAAAUGCACUUUGCAGUGCUACGAAGGCGAAGAGAGCAUACAAUAAAUCUUAUGGACUUACAUUAAUGACGAGAUAUAGAAGUCUUUGCUAGCACGGGUUAACUAGGUCCUCUUUUACCGGUUUCCAUAGUGACAGUUUCAGUCGCAGUGACAAAUCUUAAACACUAAUAUGAGAUCGUGGGCUCUUUGCCAACUUGAUAGUUAUUCUUAUUUAAACUGAAUUAAAAGUGGUAUUGGAUCUGUCUGCAUCAAGCAAUCAGGAUGUCUGGGGACUUGGUGGGCGUUUGGGAAGUAGCGUUGAGCGAUGGCGUUCACAGGAUCGAAUUUGAGCACGGCACCACUACGGGAAAACGCGUCAUUUACAUUGAUGGAAAGGAAGUGGUGAGAAGGGACUGGAUGUUCAAACUUGUGGGAAAAGAGACUUUCACUGUUGGGGGCACGGAAACCAAAGCAACGAUAAACAUCGAUGCAGUCAGUGGCUUUGCUUACGAAUACACCUUGGAGAUCAAUGGCAAGAGCCUCAAAAAAUACAUGGAGAACAGAGCCAAAGUCACCAGUACGUGGGUGCUGAACCUUGAUGGUGUUGACUGCAGGAUAGUUCUAGAGAAAGACACGAUGGACAUAUGGUGCAAUGGUCAAAAAAUGGAGACUGCGGGCGAGUUUGUGGAGGACGGCACGGAGACGCACUUCACCGUGGCCGACCAUGACUGCUGCAUCAAGGCCGUGAGCAGCGGGAAGAAACGGGACGGACUGAUCCACACCCUGCUGGUGGACGGGGUGGAGGUGACCGAGUCCACCGAGUGAAAAGGACAGGGGUGGCGGUGGCGUCGCAAUUCAAACUUCAAGAUGUCCCAACAUUCAAAAGCAUAUUCCUCCCAAGAGCAGGCCCGCUGCAUUUUACACCAGCAGAAAAGCAAGCUGUAUUUAUUAUUGUUUUUAAAAAAAUCAGAAAUGUAGUUUAUAUGUAAUUUUAUACAUGUAGUAUGCGUUGAGGGGGAGGAACAGUCGCAGUCGCUGGUAGAUUUCAUCAGUUGUUUAAAUAAGCGUGGGAACGUCAAUGUGAUGCUAGGAGGGCUCAGCUCCACUUUGAGAAAAGAUCCUGUUUGACUCCAAGGAUUUGCAAGGUUUUUUUUUUUGUUGCAAUAACCAGCAUUCCAGAGGAAGUGCACUUUCUGCUGUUACAUUAUGUGCUGUGAAUAGAUCCUAGGUCCAGGAUGACAUGCUUAUAGUGGCACUAUAAACCUAGUCGAACUCCUAAUGGAGGCGUUUCAGUGAAGCCCGUAGCUCAAAGUCACUGCAGCAGUAUGUUGCAUUUGAACAUGAAUUUGACAACUCCCUGGUGCAGAGCCAGUGAAAUUGAACCACUACUUCACAAAUACAUUUUCUGUGUCCUUUUAUGCUUGUACAUUGGCACUAUGCGUACUAUACAAUCUACAAAGUCUGUCAUGAAAACAUGCCUACUUAGUUGAAAGAUUUACAGUCGCCUCAGGGCAAUGUUUAUGUAACUUAUUCUUAUGUACUAGAUUGUUUGCGUGUCAUCUCAGGUCCUGGGAGAUACAUUCGGUUUCUAUAUAAAAGACAUUACAAAAUAAAACAUCAACAUCUGUGAAAAGUAAA